This is a messenger RNA of Camellia sinensis, 1848 nucleotides long. NCBI's taxonomy places the organism in Eukaryota, Viridiplantae, Streptophyta, Magnoliopsida, Ericales, Theaceae. The record is from RefSeq and is a predicted model, not a curated record.
UUUUUCUUGAAACACAGAGAGACUCCAGGAGCUGAAGAACUCCUUCCUGCGAAGCUAUUGAAGAGGUUUAAUCGAAGGUGCAAAUCGAUUCUCUCCUUCAAAGAUCACAUUCCGCAAACGAAGAACGAAGACAUAUCAUUUUUUUUUACCAGAUUUUUGUACUCCUCCUUGGCAGCAAACGACCCCCUCCGCUCCAAUGACGACUCCUCUUCUCGUCAGAGUUUUUAAGGAUUGAAGAUGUCUGAAUCUGAAGCUGAAGCAAACUCUCAACUAGGCUUGAAAUCCCUGUGAAGGUAAAGGUGAAGGUGAAGGUGAAGGUGAAGCCAUUUAGAUUUUUAGAUACGUACACUCUUUUCUUGCCAUGGGACGAAGCUUGGGAAGAAUUUCAAGUCCCACCAUCGGCAAUGCCACCAAACACAAUUUGAUCGCCUUCUCCUCCUCUGCUUUUUCCACCUUUGCUGGUGGCGGUGGCGGUGGCGGUGAAGGUGGAGGUGGAGGUAGAGGUAGGGGACGAGGCUCCUCCAACUUCCAAUUCACCGUUCCCGCCUCCACCAACCCCGCCCCGCCUGCCCCUGGUGAUGGUGAUGUUGAUGGUGAUGACGAUGAUCCAAAAGGCUUCCCAUCUGGGAUGGGUCACGGCCGAGGUAAACCCCUCCCUGGUACCCCUAUUCUUCCAUCAUUUUCUUCCUUCAUCUCUUCCGUUGUUAGUAGUAGUGGUAACAACAACACUACUACUGGACGUGGCAGAGCCCCUGCCCCUCCUUCGCAAUCUGAGCAUGAGCUUAAGAGACCCAUUUUCUUUAGCAAAGAAGACGCGACUGAUUUGACCACUCCCUCUAAAAUCCAAAUUGGAAAUUCCCUAGACAGCAACCUCCCCUCCAGUAUUUUAUCUGCCUUGUCUAGUGCCGGCCGUGGAAAGCCCCUCGCUAAACAAUUGCUUCCCGACGACAUGCCUAAGGAAGAAAAUCGCCACCUCAGGUCCCGUCAUACUGCUAUAGGGAGAGGCCAAGUAUCCACUAACACUAAGAGCAGUGCAACCCCAAAGUUGAGCCGCGAGGACGCUGUGAAGAAGGCUGUGGGGAUAUUGUCGAGAGGCGGCGUUGAUGUGGCAGACAAAGUAGAGGACGGUGGGACGGGAAGAGGCAGUUUUAGAGGGAGAGGCACUCGUGGCGGUGGUGGCCGAGGGAGGGGCUGGAGAGGUAGAGGAAGAGGCGCAGGAAGAGGAGGCCGUGGGGUUCAAGAUGCGGACGAUGACUAUGGAGCUGGCCUUUAUCUUGGUGACAAUGCUGAUGGUGAGAAAUUGGCUAAGAGGAUUGGGCCCAAGAAUAUGAAUAAAUUGGUGGAAGGAUUCGAAGAGAUGAGCGGUAGUGUGUUGCCUUCUCCUAUGGAUGAUGCCUACUUGGAUGCUCUCCACACUAAUUUCAUGAUUGAAUGCGAACCAGAGUACUUGAUGGAGGAGUUUGGUACAAACCCAGAUAUUGAUGAGAAGCCGCCCAUUCCUCUUUGGGAUGCACUUGAGAAGAUGAAGCCAUUCCUAAUGGCUUAUGAGGGAAUUCAGAGCCAAGAAGAGUGGGAGGAAGUUGUGAAAGAAACAAUGGAGAAAGUCCCUGUUAUAAAAGAGCUUGUGGAUCACUACAGUGGACCGGACAGAGUAACUGCUAAGAAACAGCAGGAAGAGCUGGAAAGGGUUGCAAAAACUCUUCCUCAAGGUGCACCUGCUUCAGUUAAGCGCUUUACUGAUCGUGCUAUUCUCUCUCUCCAGAGCAACCCAGGCUGGGGAUUUGAUAGGAAAUGCCAGUUUAUGGAUAAGCUGGUGUGGGAGGUCUCACAGCAUUACAAGUAAGCUUU